This is a messenger RNA of Symbiodinium sp. CCMP2592, 4683 nucleotides long. Lineage: Eukaryota; Dinophyceae; Suessiales; Symbiodiniaceae. The record is from the annotation of a GenBank genome assembly.
AUGGACAGCCCAAGCCGAAAGCUGGCGCUGGAGCUCCAUGUGCAGCGGGAAGCACAGAGGCAGAGUUCCAAAGCUCUCCUGAUCUUGGAGGUGAAGGAUGCAGUCAUCGACAGUUUGGAGCAGCGCCUCAACGAGGCCCUUGAGGAGGCUGCAGAGCUCAAGUGUCGGGCUCAUGCUGCCGAGGAUCGCGUGCAGGCCGCCGAGCUCGAGAGGCGUCGCGCGGCCGAGGCUGUGCACGCAGCCUCCACAGAGAAGGCCACGGAACUGGUAGCCAAAGCCUGGGAUGCCGAGAAGCGCUCGGAGGUCCUGGCUGAGGAAGCCCGAGCUCUGCGGCGGCAGCGGAGCGCAGCACAAGCAAAGGCGGAGGCGACGGAGGUGGCGCUGGCGGAGUGCCGCGCCGAGAGUGAGGCGGCAAACUCUCGUGCUGCAGCUUCAGAUGAGACCGAGAUUGCAACGCUGCGGGAGACGUUGCACCGCUGUCAAGCGGACUUGGUGCAUGCGGAACUGGAGGCAGAGGCGGCUGCACGGCGGGCCUCGGCGGCGCAAGCACCACACUCGCUGAGCGAGCUGACGGAGACGCCGAGAGGGAACCGAGCGCCGAGCCGCAAGGGCGACGGUGACGGCGGUGACGGCGGUGACGGCGACGGCGGACACGGGCCGCCGGGCGGACUUCGCCUUGGCCGCAAGGACGGGGACCAGGCCGACCUGGAGGACAUCCUCGAGGCUGUGAAGCAGCAUGACUUGAAGAUGACCGCGAUCAAAUCGGAGCUGACCCGGAGGGAGGAAAAGGGCAAUGCGACGCCGGAUGAGGUGACUGUCAUUGAACUCCAAACUCGACGAGAUGAGCAGGAGGAGCGCCUUCGUAUCCUCGAGGCCACCCGCCACGCGGACAGGGCAAGGUGGCGUUCUGCGGACGAAAGCACCCUGCGUGACCUCUCUCUUCUUGAGGAGGCGGCCAGCGACUUUCGGACAUCCUUGGCCUUACAAGCUUCGGUUUCCGAACAAGAGACGGCCGUUUCGGCUGGCGGCAGAGAGCAUGAGUCGAAGACGCUACAGGAGGCAGUGGAGGACCGCGCCGAGGUCCGGGAGGAGUUGGCCUUGGCGCGCUGCCUCGUCGCCGAGGCAUCCGACUCUCGGCGCCUGCUUGGAGAACUCUGCGGUCGCCGAGAAACUCUUCGGGCCAAGCAGGCGAUGCAGCAGGCCCGCCUUGAUUUCUUGACUGCGGCGGGGAACGAGGCGAGCAGAGCCGCUACAAAGGCUAGCCUGUUGGCGCCGCUCCCUCCGCGCAGGGCACCGGCCGUGAGGCCGAAGCUGGAUAUGGUUGCUGUCGACCAUCGCACGGCGCAACUUCGCGAGGAGGUCGCCUUGCUGAAGAGACAGUGUUCCGAGAAGGACGACACACGGCACGUGUGGCAGCAAGAGAUGCUGGAAAUUCGCGGCCGUCAUGAGACUGUGCUCUGUGAGAAGGCGGAGGAAGAUUCUACAGAAGGCACGCGGCUCCCGACAGUCGUGGCAAAGAGCCUGCGGCAGCUCGGAGAAAAGACGCAGCCUCUUCGGGUCGCAGGAAAGCGACCAAGGCCAACUUCGGUGAAGCAAGCACGGAAGCCGAACGAUACUGUGGCCAAAGUUCUCGGGUCCCUUCUGCAGCUCCUGGCAGAGACACAGCGCCGAGCCGUCUGCAGCAACGUCGCAGCGGAACGAUAUCGCAAAGCUGCCCUGGCGAGUGGAGCUAGAGGGCAGCCGGUGCGACCCUUUCCUCGCACGGCCGCGCGGCAGCUGGAGCAGGCUUUGCAAUGUGCUGCAAGGGCCGACGACGAGGCCAGCUGCGUGGAAACGCACGAGCGAUCCCGCUUGGAGGCGGCUGCCGCCGAGAUGUUUUCUGAGCUAGAAGAGACGCGUGGGCAAGGUGAGCAGCUCGAGGCCCGACGCUUGGCGGCAGUGGCGACGCUCAGAGCACAGGAGGCCAGGGCCGCAGACGAGGCUCGUGCCAGGGCCUUGGACCCCUCUUGGCGCGACGAGGCCGUAGAAGAGGCUUGGCGGCUGGCCCGUGAGACUGGGCGCGCCCCUGCAGCAGAUGGUGAGGCUGAGGAUGUUCUUCGUGCCGCCCAGGUGCUGCGCCUCCUGGGAUUGCAGCUGGUGGCCUGGGAGCUGGCGGAGAACCUAAAAAGUGCGCAUCUCAGGGCGGACAGCCUGGAAGUGGCAAACGCUGCCCUUGCGAGGGUCGUGACACAGCAGGCCCCGUCUGGCCGUCUCGGGCCUGUGAGUCCGCCACGGGUGAUCGAGGCGGCAUGGGCUUCGAAGCGGGUAAAGCUGGCGGAAGCCGAGCAGAGGCAGCGAGAAGCUUCGCGGCUUCAAGCCGAGGUGCAGACCUUCCACGCCGAGCUAGCACGCGCGCAGCGUUCUGAGGCCGAGGCAGCAGCAGAGCUCGCAGCGGCAAGGGCUGCAGGCACGACUCGCAGAUCGGUGCAACAACAGCAGAAGCAGGUGCUGGCUCCGGAGAUGCAGGAUCCCAAGCUCCUGGCCAGUAUGUUGGACGUCAUGCACCAGGUGAUGGAGAUGUGUUCUGGCAUGCUGCCUGCCCGGGAGCAAGCCACCGCAGGCUCCGAUGAUGCCAUGACUGCCAUCCUCAAGGAGGUGAAGGAGCUGGGUGGCUUCUGCCAGAAGCUCCAGCAAGAUGUCCACUCCCAAAGGCAGUCGCUCUCGGCCAUCGCCUUGAACUCGUCAGUGGAUGGCCAGAGCCAGAGGGACGAGACUUCGAAGCGGAUGGAAGCUCUGUUGGAGCUGCAGCAUGAGCUCCAGCUACAAUACAAGACGGCAGCGGAAGCGGUGCUCGGCCUGCGCCAGGAUGUGGCCGCAAAGGCCCUUUGCGAAGAGGAGCUGCAGGCGGAGGUCCUGGGCGAGGAGAAGGCGGUUCGAGCAGCCGAGGCCAUGCUCAACGCGGAGUCCACUGCUGAAAGCACAGCUUCCCUGGCACUUGUUGCCGAGGUGGAGGUCACACCGGAAGCAGCGCAGCUCAAGGAGCUGUGCCGCCUGGAGCGCCGCAAGAUCGAGGAGGCAGCCGUGGAGGCCGACCGCAGGCGACGCAGCUUCGAGGAGCAGAAGGCCCUGGCCGACUCGGCCGCCGCCAAGGCCUUCGAAGAGGUUUCGAGGGCGGAGGCGGAGCGCAGUGCGGUUCGUCUGGCAGAGGAGGCCAGCGAUGGCGCAGAGGCCGCCUUGGUCUCCGCACGGCGACAGCAGCGGAACCGAGACGAGGCUCGGGCUGAGGAGCUCGCUGCCACGGAAUGGGCAUCGCACGUCGACGAGGAGAUGCGAACGAAGGAGAGCUUGAAGAAUUGCGAGGAGAAGCUGAAGGAUGAGGUGUUGGAGUCGGAGCGGCUGCGCCGGGAGAUCCUCCGUGUGGAGGGCGCGCAGUGGGAGCUCCAGAAGCGCUUCUCCCCUUCGCUGAAGCGCAUCGAUGAGCUGCGUCACCGCCGUGCAACACUGGAGACGGAAACUCAACGAGUGGGGGCGUAUCCCGAGAGGGCUGUACAGGCGACCCAGAACCGCGUGGUGCAGGUGGAGGGACAGGUCUCUGAUAUCUUCGGGCAGCUCGAGCAGGUCAGCGCGGAGGAGCAGCAGCACAAGGCGGAGGCGCUGGUUUAUGCCUCCCAGGCGGCCGCCGCAGCGAAGCUUGCUGCCGAGGCCGCAGAGCAGGAGGCGGCUGCAGAGCUGCGCCUCGAGGCCGUGCAGGCCCAGGAGAAAUGGCAGGAGAUUGCACACCGCGAUGAGCACCACGCUUGGCGGAACCAGGUGCAGGAGCUCCAGGAGCAGCAGCACCGCAGCCGGCGCGCCCAAGCAGCAGCCGAGGCCUCUCAGCUGGAGGUGGAGGCCGCACUGCGACGUGACACUCAGCGCCUCAAGGUGGCCGAGCUCAAUGCAUCGUUGCAGGAUGCCGAGUCCCGCUGUGCAGACGCCGCCCAGCGGAACGAGCGGCACGGAGGAGCGGGGCCGGGGCGGCAAAAGGAGCAGGUGCUUCUGACGGAGCUGGCGGCCAUCCGAAGCCAGGAGGCCACGUUGCUCGAAGAGAUGGAGGCUUUGCGCCAAGCGGCUGCGUUGCCUGGGCCGGAGCCGAUCGUCGCGACGCAGAAGCCUGCACGUGCGGUGGCCCCAGCCGGGGAGCUACAGCGGCUCCAUGCUCAGCUGCGCCGAGCCCGCGAACAAAAAGAGGUCUUGAAGCAGGAAGUGGCUGUUGGCGAGCGGGAGGAGCAGCUCUUGCGCAAGGAAUUGGAAGAGGUGGAGCAGCAGCUGCGUUUGAGCAGAGACGACGCUGAGCGGAAGCGCGGCUACAUCGCAACGCUGCAGCUCCACUGUGGGGAUGCCACCCCGAACCCCGAGCAGCUGGAGGCCCAGGUCGAGCGCCAGGCCGAGCUGAGCCAAGGCAUCGCCAAGGUGCGCCAAAGCAUCGCCAGCAAAGACCUGCAGCUGAAGGUCCUGAGGAGCGAGGCCGCUGAGGCGAAGAGGCGCCGCGAGGCCCAGCGAGAUGCUGAGGCCGCCGAUGCGCGGCGCUGUGCUGCGGACCUGGCACGCACCAAGGCCCUUCGCUCGGAGCUGCGCCGCAAAGAGCAGGCACUCCAGGAGCUCUGGGCGCAGAGUGAGGUGAUGGAGUCCCGUCUCGAGGAGAGCUUUGCUGGUGACAAGACCUGA